Molecule: messenger RNA, 1851 nt
Organism: Alternaria rosae
Lineage: Eukaryota; Fungi; Ascomycota; Dothideomycetes; Pleosporales; Pleosporaceae
Product: tyrosyl-DNA phosphodiesterase I
Exons: 3
Coding region: 1-1851 (616 amino acids)
Biological process (GO): single strand break repair; double-strand break repair
Cellular component (GO): nucleus
Molecular function (GO): single-stranded DNA binding; 3'-tyrosyl-DNA phosphodiesterase activity; double-stranded DNA binding
Source: RefSeq, a predicted model, not a curated record
AUGGCGUCUCAACAACCCGGGGAUGCCCCGCCACCAAAACGCCGCAAGCUCGAUGACGACCCCCCGAGCAGAGAAGUCACAAAGUCCGACAUUCAUGCAGGGCUCGACAAGCCAAUCAGUCCCCCAUUGCCACGGCGCAAAAGCCCCGAGCCACCGUCAUUUACGCCGACUUGGAGUUUUGAUGGAGUACCGAAACCAACAUUGGCCUCGGGACCAGCCGAACCAGCAACACCACAUCAUGGGAGGGACGGGACUGGGGAACCGCAAUAUUGUCCUUCGCCAGUACAGCUGACCAGAAUUGAGAAGCUGCCGGCGCAUCAGAAUAUAGAUACUGUGUGCUUGUCGGACUUGCUCGGUGAUCCGUUGAUCAAGGAAUGUUGGAACUUUAACUUUUUGUUCGAUUUAGACUUUGUCAUGCAGCAUUUCGACAGCGAUGUGAGAGACAUGAUCAAAGUCAAGAUCGUGCAUGGCUUCUGGAAGCGGGAUGAUGAUAACAGGAUCGCCCUACUUGAAACAGCAGAGCGGUACCCGAAUAUCGAGCUUCUGAGCGCGUAUAUUCCGGAUCCGUUCGGAACGCACCACUCGAAGAUGCUUAUCCUCUUUCGCCAUGAUGACACUGCGCAAAUUAUCAUCCAUACAGCCAAUAUGAUCCAUCGCGACUGGGCCAACAUGACUCAAGCAGUAUGGAAGUCGCCAUUGUUACCUGUUUCAGUUCAACCAACGUCAUUCCAGCCAGGCUCUCCUCUAGUUCACCCGGUUGGGAGCGGCGAGCGAUUCAAAGUUGAUGUCCUCCGAUAUCUAAGUGCAUACGAGAAACGGUUGAGAGGGCUGACCACCCAACUUCAAGACUACGAUUUCUCAGGUAUUAGAGCUGCGUUCAUUGGAAGUGCACCAUCGCGACAGAAGCCCGCUACAGCUAGCCCUUCGGUGACCUCGUUCGGGUGGCUAGGCUUGAAAGAGGUACUUUCUAGUAUUCCUGUCAUGGGCGCCCGGGACUCUCUACGUCCUCAUAUCGUGACGCAAAUUUCAUCUAUAGCAACGUUGGGUGCGGCGCCCACAUGGCUAUCGAACUUCCAAUCAGUACUUGCAUGCCAGUCGGCAACCACAGUAGCCAACUCCAAGGAACAAUCAUCUUCCUCGACGCAAGCCUCAUCUUUCUUCUCCAAAUGUGAGUCUAACAUAGGAAAGUCGCUAUCUCCUAAGUACAGUGUCAUCUUUCCAACCCCAGAGGAAAUCCGUGGUUCGCUUGAUGGAUACGCAUCUGGUGGGUCAAUUCAUUGGAAACUUCAAUCAGCGCAGCAACAGAAACAGUUGGAGUACAUGCAUCCGAUGCUAUGCCACUGGUGUCACGCGUCUUCUUCGUCAUCCAACGACCCAGCAAGGCAAGAAGCGCAUCGUGGCCCGGCGGCACCACACAUCAAAACCUACAUACGUUUCAGUAACGAAGAGCACAAGACCAUCGACUGGGCAAUGGUGACGAGCGCAAACUUGAGCAAGCAAGCAUGGGGCGAUGUGGUGAACAAGAAAGAUGAGAUCUGGAUACAGUCGUGGGAGGCGGGGGUUGUCGUCUGGCCUGCUCUAUAUGUCCAGGCGCAGGAAGAAGUCGCCAUGAUCCCUGUUUUUGGGAACGAUAUGCCUGGAGCCGAGAGUCUCAGUGCUCAUGAUGAUGGUAGCGGGGGAAUGGCAGCUGGAGAGAAGAACACGGUUAAGCCGAGGACAGUCGUGGGUUUCCGCAUGGCAUACGACUUACCACUGCGGCCCUACUCGGCUGAUGAGAGGCCUUGGUGCGCUACAAUGCAACACUCGGAGCCAGAUCGAAACGGGCACGCCUGGGGUGGCUACGGACGAUGA